Brassica rapa (field mustard) is the source of this 3213-nucleotide messenger RNA. Its product is annotated as protein TIFY 9. Gene Ontology annotation, biological process: regulation of defense response; regulation of jasmonic acid mediated signaling pathway; response to wounding. Gene Ontology annotation, cellular component: nucleus. The record is from RefSeq and is a predicted model, not a curated record. Lineage: Eukaryota; Viridiplantae; Streptophyta; Magnoliopsida; Brassicales; Brassicaceae.
AAAGAUGCUUGUACAACGCUGGGAUAUAAUUUCGUUUGUCAAAAACUUCUCAGGUUCCAUGAAAAGUGUUUAUUAUAACAUAUUAAAAUGCCUAUAUUGAUGUUUAGCAGUUGUUUCUUUUUGAAGUUUCAACCUUUGUUUCAUGAAAUUUUCCUCUGAUUGUAUCUAGUUAUGAUUCAUUAUUAAAAAUAUUAAUAUAUUUAGCUCUAUAUUUCACUACAAAGUUAGGUUGAAACACGUUUAGAGAUAUGAAACUUAACACUAAAACAAAAGGAAACAUAAUUUGACACCCCUAUCAACUUUAUUUCAAAAUUUAGGAAUGGCAUGCUUUAUUAGUUGAGAUAAAUGAAUAAUGUUUUAUAAUUUGUCUGGAUGAGAUUAAAUACCAAAAGAGGGGCAAGUUGAUCUGUGGAAGGUAGAUAAGAGUAUCGAGUUGGUUAGCUUGACAUUAUGUAUCGACGUCAAAAUCACUAGUACAGACAAAACGUGAGAUGAAUUAAACUAAUAAUCCAAUUCAAGGGAAAUAAGAAAAGAAUGUGAGGAAAUGAGAGAAAACGACGAAAACCCUAAAGAUUUAUGGAGAAGUGCACCUUGCUAGUGAUGUCUUAAAUUUAACUCCAUCUAUCUCAACACGUGAAAGACAUGCAUCUGACUCUUUCUCUUUCAUUUUUCUUAUUCAUUUCUAUUUAUCUGAACAAGCAGACCAAACUCCACUGAUCACGACUUUUUUGGAGUUGUAAAAGUAAGUUGUAAACCAGUAUAUUUCUUAACCAGUUAAGACUAAGUUGUAAAAAAUCGAAUACAGUUAUCAAAACAAAGUCAAUUUAUAUUCAUACUUUUGCAAAUAUAGAAGUAAUAAAAAUGACUGAGUUGUGAUGCGUAAUAAUAUAGUGAAUGCCAGGUCUUUUCUAGUGAAAAUGUAUAAAUUGAAGUACAUGCAAAGACGUUAUAAUUACGGAGUGUGACUACUUCAAAGGAAAUGGUAAUUUAGUAAUGAUUUUGAUUAAUAAAUAUAAUGCUCAUAAGAAGAAGAAAUGGUUUUAGAAGAUACAAUAUUACAGUAGAAAACGAACAAUGUCUGAGUAAUCCAAGGUGAAAAUUAUAAGGAAAUUACACAAAAUUUGGAUGGUCAUUAAAGCUAUAUUGUUCUAUUUUCGUGACAGAAAAAAAAGUUCUAUUUGCUAUGAAAAUUUUAAAUUGAAGUACAUGCAAUACAUAAUACAUUACAAAUACGGAAUACUGCAAAAAGUAGUAGUGAUCAUGUUUAACAAAUAGGAAAUUCAUAAGAAAAUGAAUUCCAAAAGCAUGUUUGAAAACGAUAUAGAUCUUAAACUAAAAAAAAGGAAACUUACAAUGUCAGAAGAACCCAAGGUGACAAUGUUUAUUUAACACAAAAAAUUCCGGGAUCCAAUAUGAUUUGAAGAUAUUUUAGUAAGAUAAAAACGUAUGACUGGACCUUGCGUUAUUUCCCGGUGAAUGUUAAAAUAUCUUCUUUAUGAUGCCAUUAACAUGUGUUUUUAUCAUUAAAUUAGUAGUUAAGUGGAGGUUGGGAGUAACGCAAAAAUAAAAAAAAAAUAAAGAAAAAAGAAGGCAUAAACCUCGUGCGUUAUAUACUUAUAUCUGACCGACCGAUACACAUUAUUAUUUCUUUCGAAGUUCACAUGAAAUAUCCUUUUAUCAUUACUUCUUCUCGCGUCUCUUCUCUCUCUCUCGCUCUCUCUAUUUCUUGAUCUCUCUGCUACAUCGAGAAAACAGACAAAACAUGUCUAAAGUUACCACAGAGCUCGACUUCUUCGGUCUUGACAAGAAUCAGACCAAUAACGCUCCAAAGCCCAAGUUCAAGAAAACUCUCGACCGUCGUCGCAGUUUCCGAGAAAUGCAAGGUGCGAUUUCUAAGAUAGAUCCGGAGAUUAUCAAAUCACUGUUGGCUUCUGGUGCUAACCGUUCCGAGUCAUCCACCAGAUCGCUUUCUGUUCCAUCUACUCCCAAGGAGGAUCAUCCUCAAAUACCGUCUUCUCCUGUCCACGUGCCUCUUUCCAGGCCUAGUAUGGAACUUGUCUCUGGAACUGUUCCUAUGACCAUUUUCUACAAUGGAACCGUCUCCGUUUUCCAAGUGUCUCCUAACAAGGCUGAGGAUAUUUUGAAGGUUGCCAUGCAGACAACACCAGAGAAAGACAAAUCGGUGGAGAAAGAUCUUUCGAUCUUCCCAUCGCAAGGAGAAAGUCACUACAAAGGUUUCUUGAGAAGCGCAAGGAGAGAUAAUUGCUCUCUCCUACCUUCCAAGGAUUAACCCCAAAACAAUUAAACUAAAAGUCUCAGCCGCCGGACACCAUCAUCUGCUAGUACUGCUACACCGGCACCUGCUCAUGUAUGAACCUCUCCAUUUUGGGCUUAGUCUAAGCCCACUAUCCUAAUCUAAGCUUUCGUUGCCCGAAAAAAAAUAUUUGUUACUGUUGAUAGUUAAAAGGGCCAUGCUUUGACGAUGCGUGUCCAUUCAGAUACUUGCGCAUAUUUCAAAUAUUAGUUUGGACAGAAAACUGAGCACAUGAUCAUUGCGGUUUAGGAAUAAAUGGAGUUCACAUCUUUUCAAGAUAAAACUGAUUAGUAUGUGACCCCAAAAAUAAACAUGACUUGAAAUUAAAACCCAUAAAUAUUACUCGCCGGUUUCUCUGUUUCUGUCAAACUAGCUGGUAUUAAUAUGCAAAAAUGCAACUCUCUAUUUCUGUUUUAAUUUGUUUCCAUAAAUGUAAUAGGUAUAGCAAACGAAAUGUCUUGUAUUAGUUAACUAUUUGAUCAUUACAGUUUCACUAGUUUAUAAUGAAUUCAAUCAGUCAAAAGUACACUGAUUGAACAAUAAAGUUUAAUUUGUUUGAAAGCUCACAUCUAUUCGUUAUUACUAAGCAAAACCGGAGAUAACUGACUCACAGCUAUUUGAGAACAAAUACUGGAAUCAUAUAUAAACUUUUAAAAAAUCUUUACUAAAUCGUUUAGUCUUUCUUCUGUAAAAAAAUCAGACUUAUGUUUGUCAAAAUUGUUCAUUCCAUAUUGACAAUAACGCUAGAAAACAAUUCGAUAGAUUUCAUAUAAAAUAAACAAAAGCAAGACAUAAAUGAAGUAAACGUUUCAAUUGUUAGAUUGAAAGGAUCGGAGCAUCAGUUUUAAAAAGCUCGAUUUAUAUAAUCCGCAUGGUUAAUAGGAAGCACUGUUGUUGUG